Pangasianodon hypophthalmus (striped catfish) is the source of this 4675-nucleotide messenger RNA. RefSeq names its product v-myb avian myeloblastosis viral oncogene homolog (gene myb). Lineage: Eukaryota; Metazoa; Chordata; Actinopteri; Siluriformes; Pangasiidae. The coding region runs from base 1600 to 3456 and encodes 618 amino acids. Gene Ontology annotation, cellular component: nucleus. The record is from RefSeq and is a predicted model, not a curated record. Gene Ontology annotation, molecular function: DNA-binding transcription factor activity, RNA polymerase II-specific; RNA polymerase II cis-regulatory region sequence-specific DNA binding. Gene Ontology annotation, biological process: regulation of DNA-templated transcription. The transcript has 15 exons.
CAGCGUGUAAGCGGCAUGUUUACAGCGACAGAUCCCCAUUUUCAUUUUAAUCUCACCUGUGAAAGCUAGCAUUUUGUUUCAUUGCUAAGUCCUAAGAGUGCUCGGGCUCGUGCAGGAACAGGUGGCUUGUUGGUAAUGCGAGUGAGUGAGCUCGCUCGCGUGCUCGCGCUGGUGCAGGUGGUCGCGCUCUCAUUUAAAUUUUCAUUCAUUCGUUGCGCGUGCGGGUCCGUCGGUCAGUCUGGGGUAAGUUGCGGCUGAGGUGAGGCUGAGGCAGGUGGGUCGAAUAACUUCUGGAAAUAAAGUUACUUGUCUAAAACGAAAUAUAUUCUUGUAAGUGUAUAUAUAGUCGCUACGUUUAAAACCUGGCGUAUUAAAUAGUAGUAAGUGAAAAUAGUAGCCUACACAACCUGUAAAUGUGGUUUAGACGUAACCAAGGUGAUUGUGAGUCUGAAGGAAAGUUCGAGAUUAGCCAGGACAACAUUACGACGGAUAUUUUCUCUUUUUAAUCAACCGUCAUAUCGUUAUCUGAUCUAUUGUACCCCGAAAAGACGUGUGUGUGUGUGUGUGUGUGUGUCUUUCAGCGUGUAGGUUUGGUCUUGUUUUAGCCUCUAUCAAGUCUGACCCUAAACUGAACCCCAGUUGCUCCCACGUCAGGUUGGUUUUGGUUUAAGUCGGUUAAUCUCGGUUAUAAUUUUACCUUCAGACCUGUGGUUUAUUUAGCUCGUUCUUGGUAUGCUGCAAAAACUUUGUACCUUUUUACAUCAUGUGGAAGCUCCCGGAUAUAUGACUGAAAGGUUAAAGGGUUUAAAAAAAAAAACAAUACGCAAUACUAUCUUUUAGGCAAAGAAACUAUGUGUGUUUAGGAGAAUUUUAAAAGUUUCUGCAACAAAAAGGUACGAAUUGGGGGUUUUAAAAAGCGUCAAACGUGCAAAACCCGUGCGCACGCGACACGGAGGAAACACGGGGUCACGCGAGUAAUGUACGGCGAGCUCUAAUGCCCUGUCAGUGUGGCACGAGCGCACUUGCUUGAACUCACUACUCGGUUGCAAGCAAGCAAAUAAAUAAAUAAAUAAAUGCAUACGUGCAUUUAUUUUAGUCUUCUAAAUAAAAUAAGUGGCGUAGAAAAUUAUAUAUACAUAAUUAGUGCAUAAUUAGGUGUAUAAUUUUUGAACAGUAUAACUCAAUAUAUAACUCAACAGUUUUGAGUAAUAUACAAAGUCGCAUAAUCAACACUACAAUAUACAUUCAAAGUUUCACACGAGUUUUACACUCAUUCCAUUCUCUCUUGAUGAGAAUGAGCUAAAACUGCCUAUAUAUGCAAGAUCCCCUUUUGCUUUCUUUCUUGGGGUGAACAUUGUCAAGCCAAAGCACUACAGUCCUCUUCCUUGUCCUCCUAUGCAGUAAUGAUAAGCACAAGGCUUACAUAAACACACAUAGCACAUAGAGUGUGACACAAAAGCCAGGUGAGCACGAGCUUCCACGCACACCAUGCUUUAUUCUGAUUGGCCGAGAGCCGGCCAGGUGAGUUAGUUGAGCAUGUGGCUGUGACAGGACCCGAGCAGGUCUGAACAUGCAGCGGUGGGGAAACAGGGCCACUCCAUGUUCGCGUGUAUCUGUGGAAACCAAAAACAUCAGAACAGGUUUCUCUCAGCCUGCUGGCACUACAGUGUUUACAGCAGUGACGAAGAUGAUGACGAUGUGGAGAUUUAUGAUCAUGACUAUGAUGCACCAUUAGCCAAAACAGGAAAACGGCACCUCGGCAAAACACGAUGGACGCGCGAAGAGGACGAGAAGUUGAAAAGAUUGGUGGAACAUCAUGGCUCAGAAGACUGGAAAGUCAUCGCCAGCUUUUUGCCUAACCGCACAGACGUCCAGUGUCAGCACCGCUGGCAGAAAGUCCUCAACCCAGAGCUCAUUAAAGGACCCUGGACCAAAGAAGAAGACCAGAGGGUGAUUGAGCUGGUGCAGAAGUACGGUCCAAAACGCUGGUCAGUGAUAGCGAAGCACUUAAAGGGGCGUAUCGGCAAGCAGUGUCGCGAACGCUGGCAUAAUCACUUAAACCCAGAGGUAAAGAAGACAUCCUGGACGGAGGAGGAAGAUCGUAUCAUCUACCAGGCCCACGAGAAACUCGGCAACCGCUGGGCCGAGAUCGCUAAAUUGCUGCCGGGCAGAACUGAUAACGCCAUAAAGAACCACUGGAACUCUACAAUGCGCCGUAAAGUGGAACAGGAAGGCUAUCUCCAGCACACACCUAAAGUCAGCUCAUCGCCGAUAACCAGCGGAUACACAAAACCUUCCCACCUGCUCAACUACAGCCACACUCCAACCAGCAGCUCCAUGCCAGCCAGCCCAAUCACUAACCAGUACCCGUACUACAUCUCCGACCCACAACGGGUGCCGUUUCCAUUGGCUCUGCAGCUGAACAUUUUUAACAUCCCUCAGCACGGCACUGCAGCUAUACAGAAACACUAUAAUGAAGAAGAUCCCGAGAAAGAGAAGAGAGUGAAGGAGAUUGAGAUGCUUCUGAUGUCGACAGAGAAUGAGCUGAAAGGACAACAAGCACUACCCAUCUCCAUGGCCAGUUACACAUGGGGUCGGGGCUCUUUGACUGACACCUCAGUAGGCGUGGCUGUCUCCAUCCCAGCCCCACCCUUGGAGCAAGGCUGCCUUCCAGAGGAGAGCGCUCACGGCAACACAAACAGCCCAAACAGUAGCAGCGGCACAAACGGCAGCAGCAGUGCAGGCAAUAGCGGAGUCCUGACAGCCUUACCAGAGUUCAUGGAUGCCAUUGACUCUUUCUUAAACGCUUCUGUGAGUCCAGACACGGACAGUCAGAAUCUACCCGUCUCACCCUCAGCCGUGUGUUCCCAGAAGCCACUGCAGCCUGACCUCGCUCUCCACCACCAGAAGGAGAAUGAUAUGUUCAGGACUCCAACUCUAAGGCGCUCCAUCAUGGAGUGUUCUCCUCGCACUCCUACUCCAUUCAAAACAGCACUGACCCUGCAGGACACCAAAUAUGGACCGUUGAAGAGGGCUCACAGUCCUCCUGUAGAUGCAGUAGUUGGGGGAAUUAAACAGGAGCCUCAGGAAUGUGAAGUGAGUGUUGGAGGAGCUCAUCAUGACCAGCCUCCGCUCAAGAAGAUUAAACAAGAGGUUGAGCCAACAUGUCUACAGUGGGAGGGACAGAAUCUUCAUGCCCAGCUUUUUCCUUCAGGUGGCCCCACCCACAAUAUGCCAGAUCUGUUGACGAGCUCAGUGCUGAUGCUGCCUGGGUCAGAGAAGAGCGAGGACGGACAUAAAACUGCUCAGAUGCCCCGCAGAACUCUGGGUAGCCCAGUGCAGCACGUGGGCACAUGGGAGCAGGUGCUUUGUGGGAAGACCGAGGACCAGCUUCUGCCCUCUGAGCCCACACACAAAUACCUCAACAACUUCUGCUCCCGCACGCUGGUCAUGUAGGAGUCACGGGGAGCGUUGGGGAGCGAGGUCAAGAGACAGAAGACAAUCAUUCUGCAAUAAUGGAAAGAGAAAACACUCCAUGGCCACUCCUAAGGCGGGGUCGAGUCAUUGUGGUACGUGAUUUGGGAGAGGCGUAGAGCCAUUCAUUUGACUGCACAGCCGUCAAUUAAGUUGUGCUUUUCCUUGUUGGAUGUCAGCCAGCCAAAGAAAAUGAAACUUGUUUUGUUUUUCUACUUUUUCUAUUGUGUUUGUCGUCUUUUAUUUUUUAAUAAUAUUGUAUUAUAUAUUUUGUAUUAUAUAUGGGGAAAUGAACUGUCUAUGAGGGCUCUAAUUGUAUGGAUUUUAAUAUAAAUAACAAUUUGUAAUAAUUUAUUAUUUUGUAUUAAGAAUAAUUAACUAUGACGGGCGCAUUUGUCAGUGUUGGACCCCAGUAUUCGUGCAUCCUGCUAAUCUCUAGUGUGCGUUAACAGUAAGGAAUGUGUUUCCUUCGAGCAUUACCAUGAUUUACACCCUGUAGCCCAGCAGUGCUGCCUCAGACAUGACACAGAAUGAUGUUUAAAGUGCGCUACACAAGACGCAUUCUAACCAAAGCACUGAUCAGAGUGCAAGUGCCUCAUAGUUCACUUUGCCAAGUUCAAAAAUAAUGUGUGUCCUUAGAAAGACACUCAUCAUUUCACUAGUGUUACCAUUUCAAAUUAAAAAAAAAAGUCCAGGAUUGAAAUUAGGAUCCUGUUAGCACUAUGUUAAACUUGAUAUCAACAAAGCUACAAAACAAGAUUUCAAUUGAACAAAAAAAGUGUUGGUUUUCUGAUUUACUUCCAAGCUAAAAACAAAAAGUUUACCAAGCAUGCUUUCAUAUCAAAGGCCUAAGUGACAGAAAAAAAGAGCUUUUGAUCUGAUGAGACAUUUCUUUACACUUAAUUUCAUAACACUUUUUUUUUUAUAAUCCAGCGUGUCGACGGUAUUGCUAGUUUUACAAACACUGAAAUUCUUGGGUUUUUUUUAUAACUGUGCCUUUUGUUUGUGAUAUUAUGUGCUUUUGAUACCAAGAUAUUUUGUGGCCAAUCAGAAACAUUUAGCGGUAACGUUUUUGUUAUUUGCUGCCUUUUUUGUAUUAGCAGAAAGUACAAACACUUUUUUAUAUACAUCAAACAUUUUCUACACGUUUUUGAUAUGACCUUUUUUAAACUGCCAUGUGAAUAAAGUGUGUUUUUUGGAA